AGAAAAUACGCGCGCAUUUGAGGAGGGAACGUGUUUACAAAUAUUUUAAAAAUUGUAUUUAUAGAAGAUUGUUUGAAAUUAUUUAGGUUUUUGGUAAAUUCCUUCUCGAAAAUGUCGAAACGAGGUAGGUUAGUUUGUCUUAUUUAAGACAACGAGAUCUCGUUGUUGGUUCGCAAUUGGUGAUUCUGAGAAAUAUGGCAUUUGAAUAUAAACGAUUGGCUGAUGCAAUAUUAGAUAUGUUCGACUUUAAUAUAUUAAUGUUUAUUGUAUUAAUAUUUGUCUGUGUAUUUUACGUAAAUGUUUACGUAUGUAAUCAGUUGAAACCUAGUUGCCAAAUUAAAUACAAACUACUAUUUUAUGAAACUUCUCUUUUAUUAACCCUUUAAGUAGCAAUGUGCACUGAUGUGCCCUAUUUUAUUCGGAGAUUGGUCCAAAAUCCUUUAUUUUAUUCUGUCUAAUGGCAGACGAUUUUACUUGUCAAGGGGAGAGUCCUGGCGUUCAAUGGGCUGACUAGAUUAUCUGCCGAUGUGUAGAUAGUUAACCCUUUAAGUGGCAAUGUGUGCCCUACUUUAUUAUUUUAUUCUGUUAAUGCCAGAUGAUUUUACUUGUGAAGGGUUAGAGUGAUGCCACUUGAUGGGUUAACUAGUCCUGGGGUAAUCCAUUUAUGAAUUAAAGUUCAAAACAGCUAAUUUACUGAGAUCAUAUGCUUCAAUUAAUCUCAUCAGAUAGCGUUGAAGAACUGUGUAACAAUCACAACAGUCUCUGUGGCUUUCUUGUUCACCAUGUUUGUACCAUUUAUAGGCCGAGGAAAAAUAAACCACAAAGGACGAAACAGACAUUUUAUUACAGAAGCGGAAGUCGAGGCAGAACAGGAAAAAGAACGCAAAGACAAAGAAUGGAGGGUAACAUAUCCACUUUGUAAUUCCUACUCUCGUUGGUUCUCCUCAGGAAUUAGAGAAACAUCUGCAUUUGGUCAACACAGGUUGACGAGUUACAAGACCCUAAAAUUCAUUAUUUUUAGCAAAGGCAUGGAAACAAAGAAGUCGAUGAUGACGAUGACUCAGACAAAAAAGAAAGCGAGGAAAGUGGUGAUUCUGAUGAAGAAAGUGGUUCCGAUGAAGAGGAGGUUUGUUAAUUAUUUAUUAUGUAUUAUGAUAUGGAUCAUGUAAUUAAAAUAUUAAUCAACGAACAUCAGGUGAUUAAGAUAUUGAUUGACAAACAAAUUUUCAGCCUCUCUCCCCUCCCCCCCCAACCACUUUUUUCUUCCUGUACACCUCGAUGCUGAAACUAACACUUUCAUUUUCCACAAAAAUAAUGCAUUCACCUUCCAAUGUAAUCCUGUUUCAGAAAGUGCGGAAACCGAAAGGUGUCGAUGGGUUGAUAGAGAUAAACAAUCCAAACAGAAACCAGAAAGCAACAAAAAAAGUUACAGACCUGGAUACGAACACUGAGGCGACGUUAUCGAGACGAGAGCGAGAGGAACUAGAAAAACAACAGGCACAACAACGUUACCAAAAACUUCAUGCGGAAGGAAAAACAGAACAAGCUCAACGAGACCUUGCAAGGCUCGCCAUUAUACGAAAACAACGCGAGGAAGCUGCAAGGAAAAAAGAAGAGGUGAAAAAAGGUAAUGAGUGGAGUGUUCACAGUGAGAUUACUGCUUCCCCCCCACCACCACCACCAAUGCCCCCCCCCCCAGUGUCUAACACUGUAACAAAGUAUGGUGUAUUGGCAGCUUACAUGUAUUUUUUUCUGUUUUGUUUUUACAGCCCAAGAAAAGGGAAAAGCUAAAUGACAUCCAUCAAUGAACCGUCAAAUAUUUACUCAUCAGGGAUAAAUGUGUAAAGGGCUUGUAAAAAGAUGAAGCAUGUCAGAAUGGUCCAAUUUUUGAAAUAAACUUGAUAUACUUUUGAAUGUAAAGUUGCCUUGAAGGAAUAAAUAUACUAUGGAAAUAAAUAAUAAUACUUCAUUAUUCUGUUUUGUUCUUAACUUGUAUUUGUUCAUAGGAAAAUUCGUACGGUUAUCUGUGCUAGGAC
Messenger RNA from Paramuricea clavata, 2036 nucleotides. The record is from the annotation of a GenBank genome assembly. Lineage: Eukaryota; Metazoa; Cnidaria; Anthozoa; Malacalcyonacea; Plexauridae.